Molecule: messenger RNA, 1932 nt
Organism: Cyphellophora attinorum
Lineage: Eukaryota; Fungi; Ascomycota; Eurotiomycetes; Chaetothyriales; Cyphellophoraceae
Product: Transmembrane 9 superfamily member 2
Exons: 2
Coding region: 1-1932 (643 amino acids)
Biological process (GO): vacuolar transport; protein localization to membrane
Cellular component (GO): fungal-type vacuole membrane; endosome
Source: RefSeq, a predicted model, not a curated record
AUGCGAGUGCCCUCAAUACUGACGGCGACCGCCCUUGUUGCCGGCUCCGCUCACGCCUUCUACCUGCCCGGCGUAGCCCCAACCUCCUUCGAGAAAGACCAGCGAGUCCCCCUGAACGUCAACUCGCUCACCCCAUCGCUCUCCCAUCAGGAUGACCAGAUCCACGCCGUAGUAGCAUACGACUACUAUCAUUCCACAUUCCGGUUCUGCAAACCCGAAAAGGGCCCGCAGUGGGUGCGCGAAUCGCUAGGCAGCAUCAUCUUCGGCGAUCGCAUUCGUACAUCGCCUUUCGAGCUGCAUAUGGGAAGGAACGAGACUUGCAAGUCGAUAUGCGAUAGUCGUGCAUUUGAUGAGCAGGCGGCGAGGUUUGUGAGGUCGAGGAUAUCCGAGGGCUAUCUGGUCAAUAUUCUGGUGGAUGGGCUGCCUGGUGCGGAGCAGGUGAGGGAUGGGUAUACAGGGGAGGUGUACUCGAGUCCAGGGUUUCCGUUGGGAAGAGUGACCGAGCAGGGAGAUGUGGUGCUGAACAAUCACUGGGAUAUUGUGGUGGACUACCACAGGGCGGGACUAAGAGGAGGCCGAUACCGUGUGGUUGGUGUACUGGUCCAGGCGCACUCUGAUGCAGAUGCGAGGAGGAUAGAUGGAGGAAAGGCGGAAUGUGGCAACGGCAAGAGGGAGCUCCUUCUCAACGAGAAUGGCGAAACAAAAGUCACCUACACCUACAGCGUCUACUGGAGGGAGAGCAAGACGGCAUGGGCUACCAGGUGGGACAAGUACUUCCACGUCGAAGACCCGAAGAUACACUGGUUCUCCUUGAUCAACUCGACCAUCUUCGUGGUGUUCCUGCUGGGCAUGGUCAGCACAAUCCUUCUCCGAGCGCUGAGAAAGGACAUCGCCCGCUACAACAGGCUGGACAACAUCAACCUGGACGACCUAAGUGGAACAAGCGCCGUCGGAGAGGAUGACAUCCAGGAAGAUUCAGGCUGGAAGCUAGUCCACGGCGACGUCUUCCGCAGUCCCCGCCAUGCACUCCUUCUAAGCGUCCUCCUCGGCAGCGGUGCCCAACUCUUUCUCAUGGUAGGCUUCACCGUCCUGUUCGCCAUGCUCGGCUUCCUGUCCCCCUCGAAUCGCGGCUUCCUCACCACAGUCGGGCUCCUUCUGUACACCAUCUUCGGCUUCGUCGGCGGCUACGUCUCCGCCCGCAGCUACAAGACCUUCGGCGGCGAGCUCUGGAAAGUCAACAUGGCUACCACGCCCCUCCUCGUCCCCGGCACCGUCUUUGGCCUUUUCUUCCUCAUGAACCUUAUGGUCUGGGCCAAGGGCUCCUCCGGCGCAGUGCCACUGUCAACCAUGCUCGCCCUCAUCGGCAUCUGGUUCGUCAUCUCCGUGCCCCUCAGUCUUGGUGGUAGCUGGUUUGGCUUCAAGCAGCCCGCCAUCGAGCCCCCGACUCGCGUCAAUCAGAUUCCUCGACAGAUUCCGCAGGUCUCGCGAAGUCUGAGUUUAUGGCCGAGCAUCAUGAUGACAGGCGUACUGCCCUUCUGCGCCAUCUUCGUCGAGCUGUACUUCAUUAUGACCAGCCUGUGGAGCAGUCGGAUCUACUACAUGUUCGGGUUCCUGUUCGUGGUGUAUGGGCUGAUGGUGCUGACGACCGCGUGCACGACGGUAUUGCUGGUUUACUUUAUGCUGUGCGCAGAGGACUACAGGUGGCAGUGGCGGGCGUUUGUGGGAAGUGGGAUGACUGGCGUGUAUGUAUUUGUUAACGCCCUUGGGUUUUGGGCGAUGAAGAUCAGUUUUGGGGGCAUGGUGGGAACGGUGCUGUACGUUGGUUAUUGUGCUUUGAUCGGAGGCUUGGUGGGAUUGUUGUGUGGCACGAUCGGCUUCUUCGCCGCGUUCUUCUUCAGUAUGAGGAUUUACAAGUCGAUCAAGAUCGACUGA